AUUACCAAAAAAAAAAAAAAACUCUCUCUCCCUACUCACCGGCCUUUCUCCUUCUUCCAUUAUAUCCCCCACUCCCUUCUCUCUUUCGCCUCACCUCCUCCUCCUUCGUCGCCGUCGCUGUCGACCGUUCCGGUUCUCUUAUCCUACUCCCUACAAUUCUCGUUUCGUUUCAAAUGCGCGUGGCCGAACAACCGCUAUAGCAACCGCACCAAAAAACCAAUGGAACACGGCGUCGUCAAGGAGAACGGAGUGUGCUCGUCGGAGUCGGCUAAUGGCAGCCGCGACUUGUGGAGUGCUAAGGAGUCUGAUUCUUCCGCCGCCGACCAUCUCGUCGUCAUGGUCCACGGUAUUAUGGGAAGUUCUUCGGAUUGGAAGUUUGGAGCAGAGCAGUUUGUUAAAAUGCUUCCCGACAAAGUUCUUGUUCAUUGUAGUGAACGGAAUGUCUCUACGCUGACCCUCGAUGGUGUGGAUGUAAUGGGAGAGCGCUUGGCAGGAGAGGUUGUCGAACUGGUUCAAAGAAAGCCAAAUUUACGUAAGAUCUCAUUCGUUGCACAUUCUGUGGGAGGGUUAGUGGCAAGAUAUGCAAUUGGAAAGCUGUAUAGACCCGCGAAGGGAGAAAACACAGAACAUUCACAUCCUAAUGGCUGUGAAGAGGAUUCAAGGAGUACUAUAUGUGGCUUGGAGCCUAUGAAUUUCAUUACUGUUGCUACACCUCAUCUUGGUUCUAGGGGUAACAAGCAGGUACCAUUUCUUUUUGGAGUACCUGCCUUUGAAAAACUUGCCAAUGCAGUUAUUCAUUUGAUAUUUAGGAGAACGGGUCGCCAUCUGUUUCUAAAUGACGAUGAUGAUGGAAAGCCUCCACUUCUUAAACGAAUGAUUGAAGAUUAUAAUGGAUGUUAUUUCAUGUCGGCACUGCGUAGGUUCAGCCGUAGGGUGGCAUAUUCGAACGUGGGCUAUGACCAUAUUGUUGGCUGGAGAACAUCAAGCAUUAGACGUGAUAGUGAACUGCCGAAGUGGGAAGAUACUGUUGAUGAAAAAUAUCCACAUAUUGUGUAUGAAGAACACUGCAAGGCCUAUGAUGCUGAACAGUGUGAACCUACUUCAGUGGAUGGCAGUGACUCUGACCAGCUUGAAGGGGAACUAGUAACAGGCCUUUCUCGUGUGUCCUGGGAAAAAGUAGAUGUUAGUUUCCACUGCAGCAAACAGAGAUUUGCUGCUCAUAGUGUCAUUCAGGUAAAAGAUCAAGCUGCACAUAAAGAAGGCGAAGAUGUUAUACGUCAUAUGAUUGAUCAUUUCCUCCUUUAGAGUAUAACAGCAACUGAGAAAAUGUGUGGGCUCGGUGGUUCGAUGCUACAUUCUAAGCUUAUACUGCCAAGAAAUCCAUGAUUGCUGUACCGGGGAACCCUUCACAAAAAAAUGUGUUCAAGGAAGCAUAGGCAGUCGAUAGGAAUUCAAUUUAUUCGUCCAUGUUUGUAAUGUAUUUUGAACAUAAAAUCAUUAAGAUAACAAAUUGUAUGUUUACAAGUUAUAUCUAUAUACGUUUUUCCUAAUAAUGGUACAGUGAACCUCUAGUUCCUU
Molecule: messenger RNA, 1578 nt
Organism: Argentina anserina (silverweed cinquefoil)
Lineage: Eukaryota; Viridiplantae; Streptophyta; Magnoliopsida; Rosales; Rosaceae
Product: putative lipase ROG1
Exons: 10
Coding region: 220-1305 (361 amino acids)
Source: RefSeq, a predicted model, not a curated record